Scaptodrosophila lebanonensis is the source of this 7703-nucleotide messenger RNA. RefSeq names its product probable helicase with zinc finger domain (gene Helz). Gene Ontology annotation, biological process: regulatory ncRNA-mediated post-transcriptional gene silencing. NCBI's taxonomy places the organism in Eukaryota, Metazoa, Arthropoda, Insecta, Diptera, Drosophilidae. The transcript is spliced from 4 exons. Bases 279 to 6800 code for a protein of 2173 amino acids. Gene Ontology annotation, cellular component: P granule; cytosol. The record is from RefSeq and is a predicted model, not a curated record. Gene Ontology annotation, molecular function: protein binding; metal ion binding; helicase activity.
AACAAAGCGUAAAAAAAACUUCUACAUACAUAAGCACUUUGAUUAUAAUUGUAAAUUGUUAACUUAAGUAAGUAAACGUAAGCGAAAGAGUAGCAAAGAAGACCACGACCAUCACGAUCACCUCGAAAUCCGACGAGACAACGACGCCAUACGCAUGAAUAUAGCCACAAGCAAAUACAACAACAACAGCAUUGAUUUAAAUAAAAAACGACUUCAAAAGGGUCUUAGCUAGAAAUAUCCGUACAUACAUCCUUUAAAUUCCAACGGCCGCCAUCAAAAUGGCAGCCGAAAAGGAAAUGCAGGCACACGACAUGGUCCGACGUCGCAAUUGGGCACGCGCCGUGGCUCUUUAUGAUCAAAUAUUAAUAGCUGCCGCUGCCCCGCCAACAACGUCCUCCGCUGGCGCGGUGCGAGCGCAAAAGGAUCAGCAAAUCGCAUGCCUACUGGGACGUUGCGAAUGCCUGCUGGAGCUGGGCAAGUACGAUGGCUGUCUGGCAGAUGCUUACAAGGUGUUGACACUGCUAGCCGAACAGGCGGAAUGUGUAGCCAGCGUGUCACGUGCCCGUCGCUGGCUGGUCCAUGCGCUCUUCAAGCUUCACAAAUACGCGGAUGCGGAGCACUUUCUAAGUAAAUGGAUCAAUGAGUUGUGCGGUCAACAAAUUUUCUCGGACAUAUCCAAAACGCUGGAACGCUACAGGUCCAUUAUACAAAUGAUUAUGAAUAAAGCGCAAACGCAGAAGAUAGCACAUGCGCGUCUAGAGGAUGAAAUGGCCAUACUGGAUACAAAACUAGAUCAUUGGGCCACCAACAAUUUGCCGCUCGACAAGUACAGCAAGCUCCUAAGCAAUAAAGGUCUCAAGAAACGUGAGCAGCAGCAACAACAACAGCAGCAGCAGAACGGCAACAGUAGCAUCAGUGCGGGCAGUUACAGCAGUAGCAGCAGCACAGGCAGCAGCAGCACCAUGUCUAGCAUUAGUUCGGGUCUGGGCAAGACCAACGAACUGCUGUCGGCCAUUAAGAUCACAGGCGUCAAACAUCCGCCAGGCGAUUCGCCCAUUGAUCCUGAACAAUCGGCAGCCGCUGCGGUGCUUGCAUCCACCACCUGUAGCUACUGCGCCAUCACGUUUCAGACACGCAACGAGCUGCGUCAGCACUGCCAGACCGAAAGUCACCAGAAAGUGAUCAUGAGCGAUGAAGGCCGAGACUGGAAGUGGCGACCACCUCCUCGAGGCUAUACGCUGGACACAUAUAGCCUGUGUGAGACAUAUGCGGAGUCGCACACCUGUCACUAUGGCGCCCAGUGUGUGGAGGCGCACGGAAUGGACGAGCUGAAUGAGUGGAAGGAGCGCUUCGAAUACCGACGCAUGCGUGUGCAGAAGGCAUGUGAAAAGGAGCUCUAUGGCAAGUCCUAUACGGAGCAGAUUCUGGAGCGUUGGAUACAAGCGACAGCACCGGAGCGUGUGAUGUGCGAACGUGUGCCCGACAUGGAUGUUAAAUGCGAGCAGGAGCUGGUCACGAGCAUUAGCUCCAAGACAUCCAAACGGGAAUGGCUCUUUCAGAUGGAGACGCGUCGUCCGCUCAGAGCGGUGGCAUUGUUGCAGGAUGCGCAUCGCAACCAUUUUGCACUCAAGUGCAUUAAGAGUGGAGCAGCGGCGCCAGUGGAACUAAAGUCUGAUCAGGAGUGGGUUGCCACUGUAGCAGCAGCAAUUGCAGCGGGAGGAACAACGACAGCAACAACAACAUCAACCACUUUGAAAAAGGAGGUAAGCGAGGAUGCAUCGGAACAACACGUGGAAGAAGGAUCAAAAGAGACUCCUUCAACGCCAGCUUCCGAUACUUCAGAGUUUUCAGCGCCCCUCUACACGCACGAAAUUACCGUGGAGUUCCAUACGGAAAUCUACGGAACAUUUCGUCAAGCCAUUUGCUUCGAUGUGGGCUUAGAACCACUGCUGGUGCGUCAUCUAUGCGUGGAUGUGUUGCCCGUCAGCGAUGCAGAAAAAAUUGAGGAGAUCAAGCGUGAUAUUAUCAAUAGUUCGGCGACGCGUUGGGAUGUGGCCAACACUCAGCUGACGCGCUUUGAGACGACAAUAGGCACGCAUUUGAAGACCGAAGCGUACAUCAGUGAUUUGCAGCAUGAGCGUGAGCUCCUUGAGCGUUAUCCAUGUCCAAGGGCGGCCACCUUCACGCUCACGCAAUCUACGAUUGUGGAGAAGCGUUUGACGCAAAACAAUUACCGUUCACGCAUCCACGAACUACUCUAUGUUGAGGAGAUUGCGCGCUAUGAGCAAAUCGCGCGUUAUAAUGUACGCACUCGCCUAACCGUGGCCUCGAAUUAUAUCCUGACUCCAGCGGGCAUGGCUACUAGUACGGCAAAGUAUUCUCUGGCGGGCGAACUUUUUGCCCUAAUGCGUCUGGGCAAGGACAUAUCGGAGGAUACGUCGCCGGGCCGCCUCAUUCUCUCCAAUUGCAGCAGUGUCUACAUCUCAGCCCCAGAAGAGCCAGGCACUAAGUCCACCGAACCACGUGCCGUCUACGAGGCAUUGAUUGAGGACAAGGGCAAGAACGUUAUCUAUCUGAAGCUGUCGGCCAAAUGUGUUGAAGCCAUGGCUUUGCAGGCAGACACCGAGCUCGAUGUGGACAUACAAUUCCAGCUAAAUCGCAUGCCUUAUUGUGAGUGGCACAAUGCUGUGGAUAAGAUCACGGAUUUUCGCCUAAUCUUUCCCGCAACUGAACUGGAACCGGCCAUUCCAUGGACUCCCAAAAAACAAUGGGCCGAUUCAUGUGAGCCCAAAUUGAAUGCCAAGCAGCGCGAGGCUGUGAAUGCCAUUACAACAGCAUUGAGUAUCAAACUGCCUCCCAUUCUACUCAUCGGACCCUUUGGCACAGGCAAGACUUACACGCUGGCCCAAGCCAUCAAACAGUUGUUGGCGCAGCCAGAGGCAAAAAUACUCAUUUGUACGCACUCGAACUCAGCUGCGGAUCUGUACAUCAAAGAGUAUUUGCAUCCGUGGAUCGAGGAGGGACUGGAAGAGGCCACGCCACUGCGUGUCUAUUACCACAAACGUUGGUCAGCGACGGUAAACAGUGUGGUGCAGAAGUAUUGCAUUACCGAUGGGGUCGGCAACUUCCGGCGGCCCAGUGUGGAGGACAUAAUGCGGCAUCGCAUCAUUGUGGUCACAUUGAGCAUCAGCAUGGAGCUGGCUACGUUGGGACUACCCAAGGGUCUGUUCACACACAUCUUUCUUGAUGAGGCCGCCCAGGCGAUGGAGUGCGAGGCCAUAAUGCCGCUGGCAUUAGCAAAUGAUUCUACACGCAUUGUGCUUGCCGGCGAUCACAUGCAGAUGAGUCCGGAGCUCUUCUCGGCCUUUGCCAAGGAGCGCAAGCUACACAUAUCGCUGCUGGAGCGUCUGUACGAUCACUAUCCCUCUAACUUCCCCUGCAAGAUCCUGCUGUGUGAGAACUAUCGCGCUCACGAGGCCAUCAUACGCUUCACAUCGGAGCUGUUCUACGAACAGAAAUUGGUGGCCUCCGGCAAGCAGCCACGUCACGAACGCUUCUAUCCGCUCACCUUCUUCACCACGCGCGGCGAGGAUGUGCAGGACAAAAACUCGACAGCUUUCUACAACAACGCCGAGGUGUACGAGGUGGUCGAGCGAGUUUCAGAGCUCCGCAAACGCUGGCCCAGCGCCUGGGGCAAGCUUAACGAUACGAGCAUCGGCAUCAUGACCCCCUAUGCGGAUCAGGUAUUUCGCAUACGUUCGGAGCUGCGCAAGCGCCGCAUGGGUGGCAUAUCUGUGGAGCGUGUGUUGAAUGUGCAGGGCAAACAAUUUCGUGCGGUCUUCUUGUCCACAGUCCGCACACGCCGCACUUGUCUGCCACAAGGCAGUGGCAAUGGUGUGGCCACUAGUGCCAGCAUUGGAGAUGCCGACACAGAUUACGGAUUUCUGAGCAACUCAAAGCUGCUUAAUACGGCAAUUACACGCGCCCAGUCCUUGGUCGCUGUUGUGGGCGAUCCGGUGGCCCUCUGCUCCAUCGGACGCUGUCGUAAGGUGUGGGAGCGCUUCAUUGAGAUUUGCGAUGAGCACAAGUCGCUCUUUGGACUGACAUGGUCGAAUCUGCGCUCGCAGCUAGACGGCGUGGAGCUGAAACGGGCCUAUGUUCUCAAUCCACUCGCUCCGGUAUUUGUUCCGCGUGCCCUGCAGCCGGAGGCGUAUCUUCGGGAGCAAGCUGCGCUAUAUCUGAACGCACAUGCGCCGCCACAUGGACCGCCAGGUCCACCACCACAUUAUGCUGCAGCCGCUGCUGCGGGCAUGUUGGGUCCGGGACCCGCUGCCGCUGCCGCCGCCCAUCAGAUGAAUCAGAUGGCAGCCGCUAUGGCGAACCAGCAACAUCUCUCACAUAUAUACUCGAUGCACGCUAUGAUGGCGGCUGCAGCAGCUGUCGGUGGUGGCGGUGGAAGUGGUGGUGCUGGUGGUAAAGCACCGAAUGUGCCACCUGGUCCCGGACCACCGCCACCACACUACGGCAGUCACAUGGGUAUGCGCGGACCACCACCAAAUGGACCGCCAACGGGUGGACCACCGCAACCACCGCAUAUGAGAGGACCACCGCAAGCUAAUACUGGACCACCGCCGCCCCCAUACGGGCAGUAUGCAGCCAUGCAGCAUUGGCGCCCAUCAGUGGGACCUCAACAGCAACAACAGCAGCAACAAAAUCCGAAUGCCAGUUUGUGGGGACCACCACCACAAUCGAAUCCGUGGAGCGUAUUGCCUCCCAAUAAGCAGCAGCAGCCACCGCAGCAAACGCCCGGGCGCGGUCCAGGUCCAGGGCCGCUGCAACCACCGCCACCAAAUGCUGGACAGGCACUGCGUGGUGGUAGCGUGCCACCGGUGCCGCCCAAUGCUGCAGCUGUUGUGGCUGCUGCCGCCGCUGCUGCCUCUCAAAUGCUCCGCAAUCCCAGCGAGUUGGGCUACCUGGCCAAGAAGACCCUCUACAACCAUGGGCAGGCGCCACCUCCGACGCCCCAACAACAGCAGGCGCCGCCACCACCACCACAUCAUCUAUAUGGCGGACCCCCACAAGCUCCGCCAAUGUCCAUGCAGCGAGGCAGCAGCGUGCCGAAUGGUCCUAUGAGCCCUAUGGAAGGUGCACCACCUCCGCCACCACCAUACAUGCGACACAAUGGCGCUGCUUUCAACAGCUAUGACAAGCCGCCUGGGCCGCCACAGCAACAGCAGCAACCGCCACAACAAGCGCCCUUCAUGUACGGUGCCGCCGGGAAGCAGCCAUCACCUAGCGCUUUGCGCUUUCCACACGAGCUGCUGCCGCCCAACGUCAGCAUUUACGAUAUGGCCUUCAACCCCAAGGAGGAGCAGUACAAGUGGUAUUUGAAACUGCUCGAGACUGUUGGCCAGGAAGCGGCCAACAAGUUUGCGGACAUGCUCCGGCAGGUGAUGGCUACUCUGCAGCAGCAUGGCCAUCAGCAGCAGCAACAAAUGCCGCACAAACCGCCGCAGCCACCGCCACAACAGCAGCAGCAACUACCCCCCAUGCUGCCUAACAAUCCCCAUGGAAUGGCGCCGCCGCCACCGCAGCAGCGUCAGCCGCCUUAUCCCAUGAUGUAUCCGCCGCUGCCGCCACAACCGCCACAGAAUCAGCAGCCGCCGAACGUGGAUGCAUCGCCACCGCUCGAUAACUUCAACCAGCAAAUCGAUUUGGUCUUCAACUCGAUCAUGAACGGCGCCAACGACAUUGCUCAGCCCAUAUUGCGCGAUGUGUUGGGCAUGGUGGGUGUGGCCUCGUCCGGCGCCAACAUACCGGGGCCCUCACUCAGCAACGGCGUCGUCAAUGGCACCGACCUGUUGCUCUCGCAGCAGCAGCAGCAGCAACAACAACAACAGCAGCAGCAGCAGCAUCAACAGCAGCAGCAGCAGCAGAGUCGUCUUUUUGCAAUGAUGCAGCAGAGCCAGCAGCAGCCGGUACCGCCUGCCCCCAUGGGCAAGCAAUUGGGAGGCAAUCAGGCACCACCGUCUCUAUAUGGCAACCAUGUAAUCGGUCCCUCCUCGGUGGCUCCGCCCCAUGGACCCAACAACAGCAGCGGAUCCGGCGGCACUCCCAACUUCAUGGGAAACGCCAAUGCCUUGCUGAAUGACAAGCCAUAUGGCAAUUUCAAUAGCGGUGGACAGAACAACAUCGGUGGUUCUGGCCUUAGUAACAAUAGCAGCGGUGGUGGUCUGCACAGCAACGGCAGCUCCGUGCCCCUCUAUCGUCGCCAGGCACUGGCCAUGGGAAAUGGUGCCGUGGGAUUAGGUGGAGGCGGAAACGGAGGCAGUAAUAACUACAACAACAUGCCCGGAUUGCUGGCUGGCCUGGAUACGGGCACAAAUCUCAUUGAAGCUCUAUUUGCCAACAAUACAGUUGCCGAGCACAACAACAAAGUGAACGAUCAUGGCCACAAUCUGCUUUACAACAACUACAACGUGCUGAAGGGUGGCCCGGACCUGGACUUGUUCCACACGGUGGCGCCACCACAGCAACAACAACAGCAGCAGCAGCAGCCCACACAGGCGUCCAACGAUGCGGUCAACCAUCAGCAUCAGUCCUCGGCCACAACCUACGCAGCGGUGCUGAGUCAGGGACCGCAGGCGGCUGCGCCACAACAGCCCACAGUGGCUGCUGUCCAGACAUCGGCGGCAAACGCCGCUCCGCCCACAUCCAACGAGCUGGUGGAGAAGGAUCCGUUUGCGGCCAUUCGCGAACUGGGGCAGGCCACCACGGGCUUCUACAACUAUUUUCAGUGAGAGAGUGGAACGCGACGGCGUCGACGUCGGCAGCGGCAACGGCAGCAACGCACUGCUGUGGCAUUAAAGGGGGAUUAAAAACAAAUCUAACAACAACAAAAGAAAACGAAAAAACACAAAAAAAAUUGCAAAAUUAUUCGCAAAAAAAGUCCAAAAACUGCAAAAAAAAAAAACUAAAAAAUUAACUGCUUUUUAACUUUAGUGUGCCCUACUUUGCUUUCGUUUUAAUUUGUAAUUAAUUUAAAACUAUUUUUCGUAUUUAAUGCGUAGUCUUAAGUUCAUCGUGUGAAUUAUUAUUAUUAUUAAUUAAUUAAUUCUACUUUAGUUAACGUUUAGUACUUUAAAUGUGAACCCCAAAUGCCGCAGCAGCCAACACGCCACCAUCGCCUACCCCUUUUGCCGCCCAUCGACCCUGUCGCGUCCCCAUUUGUUGGGGCGUCGCUCUGAGCGGGGGCCCACAGCAAACUUCUAGACUAUACAUACAUACUAUAUAUAGUUUUGCAUAUAUUAAUAGUUAUACCUACUAUAAAUAAACAUGUUAAAGGAACACAUUAAGCUUUUUUAAACUAAAUAUAACUUGAAAAAAAGGAAAAAAAAAAAAACAAAUUGCAAAAAAAAAAGAAUAAUGAGAAAUGAUUAUUAAAUGCCACCAAGCAUUGUUAGUUCUUAGAGUAAUUCAGAAAGUAUAAUUGUAUACAUAUAACUUUUGUAUUAGGCGUAGUCUUUAAGCUGCAUAAAUGUUGGGUUAGUUGAGUUGGAUGACAACCUUUUACUGAACAUUUAAUUGUAGCGAAUUAUUAUAUAUUUAAAUCUGAUCUUUUAAACAAUAUAUAUACAUAUAUACCAACAACAACAAAAAUUGAAAAAACGCUAAACGAAUAUUUCCAUAAAUGUUACAAACAA